CAACCACAUUAUUCAGUGGUGAAAAGUCGUUGCGUGCAGUCAUCUAGUGAUCUCCAAACAAAACGCGAAUUCAAAUUCAAACUAAAAUGGCCUUCAAGUAUCUGAUCUUCGCCUCGGCUCUAUGCCUGAGCCUCGCCUAUCCGCUGGAGCAUCAGUACUACGAGGAAAGCCAUGGCUAUGAACACCUGGCCCACCACGAACCGGAGCCCGUCCAUGAGUACGGACAUCAUCAGAUCGAGCGGAUCUCGCUGGGUGAGGAACACGGACACCUCGAGCACGCUGAGCCACACUAUGAGACCCACGAAUCCCACGGACAUGACGAACAUGUGGACUACUAUGCCCCUCCCAAGUACGCCUUCAAAUACGGAGUUAAUGACUUCCACACCGGAGAUGUGAAAUCCCAGCACGAGACUCGUGAUGGUGACACCGUCAAGGGACAGUACUCUCUGGUGGAGCCCGAUGGUUCCAUCCGCACUGUGGACUACACCGCCGACAAGCACAAUGGUUUCAACGCCGUCGUCCACAAGACCGCCCCAGUGCACCACCAUGAGGAACUGCACGAGCACCAUUACUAAGCCAGGAUUGACUGUGCACUAGAGUUAGCCAAAUUGCUCAUCAGCCGAAAGUAGGAGGAGGAUUAUGAGGAUUAGGAGGAGGGACAAGCAUAUCCACAUCGAUCGACCAUGGAAUCAGCUUCAUAUCUCGUAAUUAGGACAUCAGCACACACCCAGGCCAUAGAUCACAUCCGGGCACUCUUGCUCCAAAGUGUCCAUGGCCAUUUCAUUAACAUUUUGUAUAUUGUAUUUUAUUCUGUGAUAGCGAAUAACUUCUAUGUGUAUCUUCUGCUUUCAACUGAUCCUUAGUCACUACCUGCUCAGACGAAUUUACCAUUCAAUCACUCGACUGUAAACUGUAAUCUUUAAUCUAUAAUCUGUAAUGUAUACUUAUGUCUUCUCGAACGAACGAAUUGUAAAUUGCGUAAUAAAGUGUGAAUUAUGUACUUUUUAUAAAAUCAAAA
This is a messenger RNA of Drosophila eugracilis, 1018 nucleotides long. It is a transcript of the gene Cpr66Cb, whose product is annotated as adult-specific cuticular protein ACP-22. The transcript has 3 exons. NCBI's taxonomy places the organism in Eukaryota, Metazoa, Arthropoda, Insecta, Diptera, Drosophilidae. Gene Ontology annotation, cellular component: extracellular matrix. The coding region runs from base 87 to 575 and encodes 162 amino acids. The record is from RefSeq and is a predicted model, not a curated record.